Rotaria sp. Silwood2 is the source of this 2760-nucleotide messenger RNA. The record is from the annotation of a GenBank genome assembly. NCBI's taxonomy places the organism in Eukaryota, Metazoa, Rotifera, Eurotatoria, Philodinida, Philodinidae.
AUGUCGACGUCGAAGCCUGUCGAAUGGGUUUCAGCACUAAUUGAACGAUUUGAAGAUCAAUUACCAAUUAAAUGUGGAGAAUUAACAAAUCCAAUGCGUUCAAAUUUAGAGCAAAAUAAAGAAUGUCUUAUUGCAUUAAGUCGAUUUAAAUUUUCACUUGUUAUUAAUGGUUUAACAGAUAUCUUAAAAACAAUUGAUAAUACCAGAUUUGGUGGAUAUGAUCAAGAAAAAAAUAUUUAUGAAUCAUAUUUAAUUGUACUUGAUGCUGUUGAACAAUGUUUAGCAAAUACAAAAGAUUUAAGUACUAGUCGUUUGGAUGAAGCUAUCUAUGUUAAUAAAUUAUUGCCUGUCGUUUGUAAGCUUUUGAAUGUGCCCGGUGAUGGAAUAACAGUUCAGCAAGUUCGGCAACUAGCUUCGAAUGUUUUAUUUGCAUUAAGUGUAAAUAAUUUCGGAACACUUUUUAGUAAAGUUGUUUCAAGACUUGAAUGUUUAAUUGCAUCGGGUGACGAAACGUGUGAAGCCGGUGAUCUUGAUCUUAUUCAACAUAUGAAUGUUGAUAUGCUUAAAUUAACAAGACUUCUUAAUGAGGAAGUACAAAAAUGGAGAUUACUUAAAAAAUUUCAUCAUACAGAAUUGGUUAAAAGUGUUGAAAAAGCUAUUUGGAAUUGGUUAGAUACAUAUCCAGAAGAAUUUACUGAUUUACAAAAAAGACCAAAUGCUGAAUUAAGUGACAAUUGUGAAAAACUAUUUGAAUUACUUGAUUCAUUUGGUGAAGCAAAUCGUCGUAAAGUUCAAUAUGUUUGGCCACUUCAAAUGAUGUUAUUAGUAUUAUGUCCAAUAAUUCUUGAAGAAUUAGUUUAUGCAUUAGAAAAAGGUGGUCCUUGUUCAGCUGAACAUUUACGUAAAAGAAAUUUUGUUGAUGCAUUAAAACGUCAAUUACAUGCACAAGUAUUAGUUCUUGGUCAUAGUGUUUUACUUAAUGAUGUUUAUUAUGCAUCAGAAAUUGAAGAAGUUUGUCUUGUUGAUGAUAAUCAAUUUACAUUAACAAUAGCUAAUGAAACAGGACCAUUAUCAUUUAUUCAUAAUGAUUGUGAUAAUAUUGUUCAAGCGAUUAUUCAUAUUAGAACAAGAUGGGAACUUGCUCAACCUGAUUCAAUACAAAUUCAUAAUAAAAUUCGACCAAAAGAUGUUCCAGGAACAUUAUUAAAUAUUGCCUUAUUAAAUUUAGGUUCACUCGAUCCAUCAUUACGUUCUGCAGCUUAUAAUCUAUUAUGUGCAUUAACACAAACAUUUGAUUUACGUAUUGAAGGUCAAUUACUUGAAUCAUCUGGUCUUUGUAUUCCAUCAAAUAAUACAAUAUUUAUAAAAACAAUAUCAGAAAAAUUAGCAUUAAAAGAAGCACAUUUAACAUUAGAAUUUUUAGAAGAAUGUAUUGAAGGUUUUAGAAAUUCAACAAUUGAAUUAAAACAUCUUUGCUUAGAAUAUAUGACAAAAUGGUUACCAAAUUUAACAAGAUUUUGUAAACAAAAUGAUGAUAAUAAACGAGCUAAAGUUUCAAUGAUACUUGAUAAAUUAAUAACAUUAACUAUUGAAGAAGAUGAUAUGUAUCCAUCAAUCCAAGCAAAAAUUUGGUCACAUGUUGGACAAGUUAGUGAUUUAUUAGAUAUUGUUUUAGAUUGUUUUAUAAAACGAUCUGUACUUGGUGGUCUUGGAUCAUUACAAGCUGAAAUUUUAGCUGAUACAGCUGUUGCCUUAGCUAGUUCAAAUGCUUUAUUAUUUUCUCGAAAAGUUAUUGGACGUCUUUGUCGUUUAAUUGAAAAAACAUGUUUAUCACCAACACCAACAUUAGAACAACAUUUAAUAUGGGAUGAUAUUGCUAUAUUACUUCGUUAUUUAUUAAUGCUUUCAUUUAAUAAUUCACUUGAUGUUGCAUCACAUUUACCAUUUUUAUUUCAUAUUGUUACAUUACUUGUUAGUACAGGUCCAUUAACAUUACGAGCAUCAACACAUGGUCUUGUUAUAAAUAUAUUACAUUCAUUAUGUACAUGUUCUCAACCACAAUUUAGUGAUGAAACUCAACGUGUUUUACGUUUAUCUUUAGCAGAAUUUUCUUUACCAAAAUUUUAUGCAUUAUUUGGUUUAUCAAAAGUUAAAUCGGCAAGUGUUAUUGCAUUUCGUACAGGUAUAAUAAGACAACAACAACAACAACAACAUUCAAGUCAAAUAUUAUCACAAGAUAAACAACAACAACAACAAAUUUUAACAGGACGUUCAAUGACAAUAACAAAUACGUAUUCACCAACAAUUGAACAACCUGAAAGAAUGAGUUUAACAUCUCUUGAAACAAUAACAGAUACUUUAUUAGAAUUAAUGGAAGCUUGUAUGAAUGAUAUACCUGAUUGUGAAUGGUUAGCACAAUGGCAAGAAUUAGCUAAACGUUUUGCUUUUCAAUUUAAUCCUGCUUUACAACCAAGAGCUAUUAUUGUUUAUGGUUGUAUAUCAAAAACAACAAGUGAUGGAGAAAUCAAAACCUUAUUACGUAUACUUGUUAAAGCACUCGAAUCAUUUUCAGAUAUUGAUUUAAUUGAUUCAAUAAUAAUGUGUUUAACACGUUUAUUACCAUUAUUAUCACCAGAAUCUAAAAUACAUAAAUUUAUGUUUUGGAUUGCUUUAUCAAUUUUACAAUUAGAAGAAACACAAUUAUAUGCAUCUGGUUUAGCAUUACUUGAACAAAAUCUUCAUACACUUGAUCAUAUGUAA